AUGCAGGCCAGCGGUUUGAAAAUGUGCGGCCUGGUCGCGCUCGUCCUCUGCUCCCUGACCGUGGGCGCCCAGGCCCAGAAGUGGACGGCCGUGCUGGAGGCCGCCAACCAGGUGCCCCCUCUCACGGAGGGCAACGUGGGCGGCGCCACCGGCACCUUCACCCUCGCCUUUGAGGGCGAGACCGCGGAGUGGACCCUGGACGUGACGGACGUCAAGCGCAUGACCAUGGCUCACAUCCACUUGGGCAACGCCUCCACCAACGGCAACCCCAUCGUCAUCCUGCUGCCCAUCGGCGGCGUGCUCUCCGCUGAGGGCCCCCCCGUGCUUGCCGAUCCCAUCAUCGGCGACUACAGCGUCUCCGGCAACUUCACCACCGACGACUUUGUGACCAGCGCCGAGGGCUGGAGCUGGGAUGAGUUCAUCGCCGCCGCCGACACCGACAACCUGUACGUCAACAUCCACACCAAGAAGUAUCCCAAUGGUGCCAUCCGCGGCCAGCUGAUCAACGAGGAGGAGGAAAUUAUCACGGCUCCCUCCCCCGAGCCCGUGCCCUCUGCCGCCGCCGCGCCCCUGGGCAGGGCCGCCGCGCUGCUGGCGGCUGCGCUGCUGGCCGCCGCGUUCCUGUGA
Messenger RNA from Chlorella variabilis, 627 nucleotides. RefSeq lists its product as hypothetical. The record is from RefSeq and is a predicted model, not a curated record. Lineage: Eukaryota; Viridiplantae; Chlorophyta; Trebouxiophyceae; Chlorellales; Chlorellaceae. The transcript has 6 exons. Bases 1 to 627 code for a protein of 208 amino acids.